AUGAUUGAUACUGGUUCCACGGUAACGGCGAUUAAUUCCUCAUAUCUGAGCAACAUCAAGCAUGACAAAAUUCGCGGCAUAUCCACAACGGUUAAAACCGCAAAUGGGGGUGAAUUGAAGAUUCUAGGAAAGGUGGCUCUCCACAUGACAACAAACCAAAUUACAACAAAGAUCGAUGCAUUUAUAAUUGAAGAUUUAUGUGCAGAUUUGCUGUUAGGCAGUGACUGGUUUCAUCGUAACAAUGUGAAUAUUAGCUAUCAGGAUAAAACUAUCAGAAUUACAACACCACAACAACAAUCCACAACCAUCUCCAUUGUGCGACAUCCCAAUCCCCAACAAAUAUUUAAUGUGACGGCAAUGUCUGAUUUUGUAGUACCAUCCAUGAGUGAACGCAUUAUCCAAGCAGCAACAUCCGCACCACCAAUGAUGACAGCAAUAUUCACCCCAUCAUUAAAAAUGAACAAUAAACAAUAUGUUAUAGCACCUCAUGCUGUAUUGAAAAUACAAAACAACACCACAACUCUGGCAUUGUUGAAUACUACAAAAGCAGUUAAGAAAAUUAGAAAAGGUACACACUUAGGUCAGAUUAGAUACCAAGGGAAUGACAACUGUUGUUACAUUAAUAUGGACCCACAUAAGAACCAGCUAACACUAGCUAUCUCACCUAAAGCAUUUUUAUCCAUUACAACACGCAUCACCGACCUAUUGGCACAUUUACCAGUUGACAAGCAACAACAAUUACAACCAGUCUUAUUAAAGCAUCAAACGGUAUUCGAUACGUCCUCAACAACAACGAUUAAAACAAACAUUAAGCAUCAGAUCAUCAUCAAACCGCACCAUCAUCCAAUACAACAGCCGUCAUAUCGACGAUCAGCCAAAGAGAAACAAAUUAUAAACGAACAAGUAAAGGAAAUGCUAGACAACCACAUCAUUCGUCCAAUCGAUGGAUCACCAAGAUUUUGUGUGGAUUAUCGCAAACUAAAUUCUAUUACCGAACGAGAUGUGUAUCCUCUACCAUUGAUUAACGAUAUUAUCGACAAAUUAGGCGGUGCCAAAUAUUUUACUUGUCUAGAUUUGAAACAAGAUUAUUGGCAAGUUGAAAUUGAUGAAAAAGAUAGGCAAAAAACCACAUUCGUUACAAGUGAAGGUAUUUAUGAUUUUAAUGUUAUGCCAUACGGGUUGUCAAACGCGCCAUCAACAUUUCAACGAAUUAUCAAUAGUGUUCUAGGUGAUUUACGCUGGCAUAAGUGUCUGGUGUAUUUAGAUGAUAUAAUUGUGUACUCAACAUCUUUCAAACAGCAUGUUACAG
Molecule: messenger RNA, 1309 nt
Organism: Didymodactylos carnosus
Lineage: Eukaryota; Metazoa; Rotifera; Eurotatoria; Philodinida; Philodinidae
Source: the annotation of a GenBank genome assembly